[Torrubiella] hemipterigena is the source of this 507-nucleotide messenger RNA. Lineage: Eukaryota; Fungi; Ascomycota; Sordariomycetes; Hypocreales; Clavicipitaceae. The record is from the annotation of a GenBank genome assembly.
AUGCUGUCCGCCUCCAACGUCCUCCGCAAGGGUGUCGUGAGCAAGAUUGCUCCGGCCAUCACCUCCCGUGCCGCUUCAACCCAGGCUCUCUCCAAGCCUACUCUCAACAACAUUGAGAAGCGAUGGGAGGGUAUGCCCCUUCAGGAGCAGGCUGAUCUCUGGAUGGCCCUCCGUGACCGCAUGAAGGGUAGCUGGAAGGAAUUGACUGUCCAGGAACAGAAGGCCGCUUACUGGAUUGCUUUUGGUCCUCAUGGCCCCCGCGCCGUCGAUCCUCCCGGUACCAACGGCCGCAUCGCCUGGGGCGUCGCUCUCGGUGUUCUUACCUCCCUCACCAUCUUUGGCGCCAUCCGCAUGGCCGCCCGUCCUGCCCCCGCUACCAUGACACAAGAAUACCAGGAGGAAUCCAACGAGUUGUUGAAGCGCCAAAACGCCAACCCUCUGCACGGCAUCUCCUCGGAAGGCUACACCGGCAAGGGUGUCGUCCAGUCUGGCCCCGGUGGCAACUAA